CAAAUGCAGAUGUAUAUACUAAUACCAUACUUGAGCUGACUUGCCAUUUUUUCUACUUGUUUGUUUUGUCCUUAGCGACCGGGAUCGCCGAUAAAAUUUCAUGAGCUCCUGUUAGCUCUCAUUUGAAUUCAAGAACCGGCACGCGUUAUAACCACCAAACGAUUCUCUCUCAUCGUCUUUCUUGACUGAGUCCUCCAAUAUCCUUCUACUUUGUUCUUCCGUGUGUCGUUGUUUUCGAAUUAUCCAAAAUGUUGAAGGGAAUGGUUGCUCUUGUAACUGGGGGUGCUUCUGGACUAGGACUGGGAGCCGUGCAAAGAUUUGUAAGAGAAGGUGCCAAAGUUGUUAUCGCUGAUUUACCUACAUCCAAGGGACACGAUAUUGCUAAUGAAUUAGGAGAAUCAGUUUUAUUUACACCAAUGAAUGUGACGUCGGAGCAGGAUGUAAUGGAUGCGUUGGCUCUAACAGAGGAUAAGUUUAAGAAGUUGGAUGUCGUGUUGAAUGCGGCAGGAGUAGCUGUCGCAUACAAGAUUUACAAUUUCAAUAGAGAUCGUGCGCACAGUUUAGAAGAUUUUCAAAGAAUAAUCAACGUAAAUACUGUUGGUACUUUCAACGUGGUCAGAUUAGCCGUAGCACUUAUGUACAAGAACAAGCAGAACGAGGACGGACAACGUGGAGUGGUGAUCAACACAGCGAGUGUUGCGGCUUACGAUGGACAAAUGGGUCAGACAGCGUAUUCUGCAAGUAAGGGUGCGAUAGUUGCCAUGACCCUACCGAUGACCCGCGAUUUGGCAAAGGUUGGGAUUCGCGUCAACACGAUAGCGCCUGGUAUAAUGGAAACACCUAUGCUGCUAGCAUUACCGCAUAAAGUGCGUGUAUACUUGCAAGAAACGAUACCGUUCCCAUCGAGGCUCGGUAAACCGGACGAGUUCGCUCAGUUGGCGCAACAUAUCAUCGAGAAUCCUCUUCUGAAUGGAGAAGUGAUUAGAUUAGACGGUGGUCUUAGGAUGCCGGCUUAAGGAUUUAUGCGAGCAGGCAAACGUCGAGUGAUUGUCUGAACAUUAGAUCGGAUAAGGGAUUCUUUACAUUUCUAUCAAAACGAAAAAUAUGUAACACAGGACAAACAGAAAGAUAUACGGAAAUAUAUGUAUAUGCAAGAGAAAUGAAAACGAA
This is a messenger RNA of Megalopta genalis, 1170 nucleotides long. The record is from RefSeq and is a predicted model, not a curated record. NCBI's taxonomy places the organism in Eukaryota, Metazoa, Arthropoda, Insecta, Hymenoptera, Halictidae.